GCUCACCAAACAGAAGACAACUUGCGCGUUUGGUGUCACUUCACUUCAAUGCUGCUGCCUGCACGACACGAUUGAAAUACCCCGAGGCGCGUGAACAGGCGACUGUGACGAGCAGACAAAAGUGGCUGCAGUCGCCCGACGGACCGCAGCAGGAGCAUAUCUCCUCGCCUGGCCUGCACCUAUCCACUCAACGCUUCCGAAACUCGCUUUGUCCCGUUUAAUAUCGCCACCGAUAGCCCUUGCGCGCAGACAGAACUCCACCAUGGCUACAGCGUCCUCGGCCGACGACGAUCGUUCUUCCUACCAGCCCCCGACCGCACCCACAGGCAACCUCCCCAAGCCGAUUCUCGCGCGUCAACGCGCCAAACAGGAAGCUGAGAUGAACGGCACUGCUGUUCCAGCGAAGGCCUCAUACUUCCCUCUCGGAUACAAAGAGGCGUAUUCACAAUGGUGGGCGUCGCUCACGCCAGCAGUGACCGAGCACAAGGUCAUGUCGUUCAUUCCCUAUCUGCAAAGCCCGCCGACUGUCGCGUCGCCGUCUGGAAGCGCUCCAACGAGCAAGAACCCGAGUGCAAUGAACUUGAGCGAUCAACCGACCUCGAGCGUGGACGACGGGUCCAUGCAGCGUACCGUAAGCUCCAAAGAUCCAUAUGGACCGCGGAAAUGGCAAAGUGAAAUGGUGCAACUCAAGGGCAAAGAUCGCUAUCUGAAUGAGUUCAGUGUGGAAAGGAUAGGCGAAAAGGUUGACAAUAAUCUCGUUAUGAUACACGGAUACGGAGCUGGACUUGGGUUCUUCUACAAGAAUUUUGAGGGACUGUCGCGAUUGGCAGGUUGGAAGUUGUACGCGUUGGACAUGCUGGGAAUGGGUCGAUCAAGUCGGCCGCCAUUCAGCGUGGUCAAGGCAAAGGAUCGCGAAGGCAAAGCUCGUGAAGCAGAAUCAUGGUUCGUGGAUGCACUGGAGGAGUGGCGUGUGAAGAAGGGCAUCGACAAGAUGACAUUGAUGGGUCACAGCUUGGGAGGAUACAUGGCUGUGUGCUACGCGCUGAAGUAUCCAGGACAUUUGAACAAGUUGAUCUUGGCCAGUCCCGUAGGGAUACCCGAAGAUCCUUACGCUGUCAGCGAGGAAGUGGAACCGCAGGCAAGCACGAUGCAAAACGAAUUCACACAGGCUCAGGGAGAGUCUGCUUCACGAAGCCAACCCGCGCCGCCAAAGCGCAAGAUGCCGUGGUGGCUCACCUCAUUAUGGGAUGCCAAUAUUUCGCCAUUCUCGAUUGUUCGAUUAUCCGGGCCACUUGGGCCACGAUUAGUUUCUGGUUGGACGAGCCGAAGAUUCGCACAUCUUCCAGAAGAUGAAGCUCAAGCACUCCACGACUACUCAUACUCCCUCUUCCGUCAACGAGGAUCUGGUGAAUACGCUCUAGCGCAUGUUCUUGCACCAGGAGCCUUCGCACGAUCUCCAUUGAUCCGCCGCAUUCAAGGUGUAGGGCGACAAUACCUCGAACCUCAUGCCACUCCGGCUCCUGACAACGCAUCAUCACGGGACCCAUCUUCCAAUGCGGCAGUAGGUGCAGAUGCCGCCGCGGCACGAGUUCGUGAAACGGGAGUGCCUAUCACUUUCAUGUAUGGCGAGAACGACUGGAUGGACGUCAAGGGCGGACACGAAUCUGUCGAGAAGCUGAACGCGGAGAAGAAGAAAGCUCUGGAGAACGCGACUGAGAAAGAACGAAAGCUGGAGAACGGCGAUUACAAAGUUAUUAUCACGAGAAAAGCCGGGCAUCAUGUCUACCUUGAUGGAUACGAACAAUUUAAUCGCGACAUGCUCGAGGAAAUGCGUGAUGUUGAGAGGCGGAAGAAGAGACUAGCCGACUUGCAAUGACAAUGCACGUCGCGAUCAUCAAAGAUUUGAGCAUUGCUUCCAGCGUGGGCGUUUCGGGCAUCGAUUGUGCAUACUGACAUGUGGGAGCGAGAUAUACAUUAGAUACCAAGUGAUGGCGAAUGGCCAUUUUAUGCUAGCCGCUCGAGGUGACAACUGCGAAUACUUCUCAACAAACUCAGC
Cercospora beticola is the source of this 2056-nucleotide messenger RNA. RefSeq lists its product as uncharacterized. Gene Ontology annotation, biological process: lipid homeostasis; phosphatidic acid biosynthetic process; cardiolipin acyl-chain remodeling. Gene Ontology annotation, molecular function: A2-type glycerophospholipase activity; lysophosphatidic acid acyltransferase activity. Lineage: Eukaryota; Fungi; Ascomycota; Dothideomycetes; Mycosphaerellales; Mycosphaerellaceae. The record is from RefSeq and is a predicted model, not a curated record. Gene Ontology annotation, cellular component: mitochondrion; mitochondrial inner membrane.